This is a messenger RNA of Cucurbita pepo subsp. pepo (vegetable marrow), 1911 nucleotides long. Its product is annotated as protein NRT1/ PTR FAMILY 5.2. Gene Ontology annotation, molecular function: dipeptide transmembrane transporter activity; tripeptide transmembrane transporter activity. Gene Ontology annotation, biological process: dipeptide transport; transmembrane transport. NCBI's taxonomy places the organism in Eukaryota, Viridiplantae, Streptophyta, Magnoliopsida, Cucurbitales, Cucurbitaceae. Gene Ontology annotation, cellular component: membrane. The record is from RefSeq and is a predicted model, not a curated record.
GAACUGAUUGAUAGGAUGAUGUUCAAUGGGAUCGCCGCCAAUCUGAUUAUAUAUUUGACCACCAAGCUGAAUCAAGGCACUGUCACUGCCUCUAACAAUGUCACCAAUUGGACUGGAACCCUUUGGAUUACGCCGAUCUUCGGGGCUUACGUCGCCGACGCUCAUCUCGGCUGCUACCGGACCUUCUUCAUCUCCUCGCUCGCAUCCUUUAUGGCAAUGUCUCUUCUAACGGUAGCAGUGUCAGUGCCAAGCCUACAACCGCCGCCAUGUUUAGAACCCAGUAAAGAAAACUGCCAACAAGCCUCCAAAUUACAGCUGGCAGUGUUCUUUGGGUCGCUCUACAUGUUGGCAGUGGCGAGCGGCGGCACCAAACCCAACAUCUCGACAAUGGGUGCCGACCAAUUCGACGAUUUUCAUCCAAAAGAGAAGUCCCAAAAGCUGUCCUUCUUCAACUGGUGGAUGUUCAGUGUGUUCUCCGGCAUUCUCUUUGCCUCCACCAUUCUGGUUUACAUUCAGGACAAUGUCGGGUGGAGCUUCGGCUAUGGCAUUCCCACCAUCGGCCUCGGAGUUGCCAUUCUCAUAUUCGUUGCCGGCACUCCCUUUUAUCGCCAUCGGCUCCCCAGUGGAGGAAGCCCCUUCAUUAGAAUGGCUCGUGUCAUUGUUGCUGCUGCCAGGAAUUGGAGGGUUCCUCUUCCUAAUGACCCAAAUCAACUAUAUGAGCUUGAGGUUCAACAGUACUCAAAGAUUGAUUCCACUCCAUCCUUCAGGUUUCUGAAUAAGGCUGCUGUAAGAACAGGUUCAAGUCAUCCAUGGAGGUCGUGCACAGUGACCCAAGUGGAAGAGACAAAGCAAAUGCUGAGAAUGAUCCCAAUUCUGAUAUGCACAUUCAUUCCAAGCACAAUGGUGGCACAAUCACACACCCUUUUCAUCAAGCAAGGCACCACUCUCGAUCGAACCAUCGGCAGCCAUUUCAAAGUCCCUCCUGCAAGUUUAUAUGCUUUUGUUACCAUCUCCAUGCUUGUCUCCAUUGUCAUCUACGACAGGAUCUUUGUGAAGAUAAUGCAGAGAGUUACUAGAAACCCAAGAGGAAUAACAAUGCUACAAAGAAUGGGAAUUGGAAUGAUCUUCCAUGUGUUGGUAAUGACAGUGGCGUCUCGAGUCGAAAAGCGCCGACUUUACGUGGCUAGAGCAAAUGGGUUGGUGAGAAAUGGCUCAGGACAAGUACUUCCCUUAACCAUUUUCACUCUCCUGCCUCAGUUCAUGCUCACAGGAGUAGCAGAUGCAUUACUUCAAAUAGCCAACGUUGAGUUCUUUUAUGAUCAAGCACCAAAAAGCAUGAAGAGUUUAGGCAGUUCAUACACGAUGACUUCCCUUGGAAUUGGGAACUUCCUCAGUAGCUUCGUUCUUUCAAAAGUUUCUGAGAUCACCAAAAGACAUGGCGAAGGGUGGAUUUUGAACAACUUGAAUGCUUCUCAUCUUGAUUACUUCUAUGCCUUACUUGCAGCUAUGAGUGGUGUUAACUUCUUUGUGUUCUUGGGCAUUUCCCAACUGUAUGUGUACAGAGCUGAAGUGUCUGAUGAACUCAACAAGAAGAAUGAAGUGGGUUGAAAAAUGAAGCCAUUUUCGAUCGAUCGACUCGACCGACACAAUUUCGAAGGAGUCGCGGUUAAGGAAGACGAGGUUUACUCUUCUAGAAACAGGUCUAUUUAGUCGUUGUUAAUUAAACAUGUAAGAAACAUAGAUGGUUUUGUUAAUUGAGAUAUGAAACAGAAAGGAAUGAGUUGAUAUCUUAAGAACUUUGGUAUGUUAAUAAUAUUUAUGCAAUGAGCCUCCCUCAAUAUCUCUCAAGCUUCAUUUAAAGUUGGUAGUAUACACACACAUACAUACUCUGUGUUUGUGUUUGUGUUUGUC